Camellia sinensis is the source of this 2554-nucleotide messenger RNA. Lineage: Eukaryota; Viridiplantae; Streptophyta; Magnoliopsida; Ericales; Theaceae. The record is from RefSeq and is a predicted model, not a curated record.
CGCCGAUUACCCUAUAUAUUGGCGCCAACAGCUCUGUACUAUGAAGUUGCAGAGAGACGGAGUUCCAGUCCCUCAAGCUUCGCAUCAUGUUGGAGCUUCACAAUCUCCCAAACUCACCGACUCACCGGUUCUCCCACCGAGUUCACCCAUGUGAACUCACUUCUCUCCCAUCACUCUUCUCAUCAUCAUCAUCAAAUCCUCCUCACGCUCGAAUUCUUCACCAAUUCAGUCGAAUUCAAACAGUCCCUUGUUUCAAAGAACCUGUACAUUUUCCAAUCGACUUGGUGGAAACUUCUUCAAGCCACGCAUUCCAAUCCGAGUCCAAGGUCGAAGACGAUGACACCAAUUCGACGCCCUCUGACGUUGGCUUGAUUCAACAUGCUACGUGGAUUGGUUUCGCUACCAUCACAAGCAAGAUUCUGGGAUUAAUUAGGGAGAUUAUCGUGGCUUCAGUUUUCGGCAUAGGUCCAGUGGCAACUGCAUUCAAGUAUGCUUAUGUGCUUCCUGGUUUUUCUGCAUCACUUCUGGGUGGUGUAAAUGGUCCCAUCCAUAUUACUAUGGCCACCACUCUAAGUAAGCUUUCGAAGGAGCGCCAGAAGAAGCUGUUUCUACAUAUAAAUUUUGUCCUGUUUCUGGUUGGAGGUCUUAUUGGUGCUCUUGUGCUUGUAACUGCCGAGUUCAUCAUUCAUCUUUAUGCACCCGGUUUGUGGGUCCUGGCAGAAGGUCGAAUAACGAGAGAAAUAGCUUGUGCACAGCUGAAAAUAAUGAUUCCCUGCAUAGUUCUUGCUGGCCCUAUUGGUCUUGGUUUUGGAUAUAUGAGUGCAGAAGGAAAUAACGUCGUUCCCUCUAUUAGCCCUGUUCUCUCUAGCAUGCUCAUUAUUGCUGGUUGCUUUACAUAUGCUUUUGCAAGGCAAUUAAAUGCUUUCCAGACUGGUGAUCUGUUAUUUGGUGGAAUUCUUGUAUCUUGUGGAGCUUCGCUUGGUGUUUUUCUACAGUGGGUUAUUCAGGUCAUAGUGCUUUGGAGAAGAGACUAUAGUAUGAUUCCAUUAUCAUGGAUGAGCAUUUUAGAGGACAAAGAUGUGCAUGCGUUCUUCUCCCUGCUGCUGCCUGCAACAAUCAGUCUGGCCUUUGCACACAUUGCCUCUUUUACUGAUCUUUGUUUUUCAUCUCUUAUUCCUGGUGCUACUGCUGGUCUCUCAUAUGCAUAUCUUCUGGUCAUGGCACCUUUGGGCCUACUUUCCAGCAUAAUUAUACUGCCUCUUUUACCUACUUUCUCGAAGGUGGCAAAGACUUCAUCCUGGAAAAGCAUGGUAGAGAAUCUAAGACGAGCAUUUCUACUUUGCAUGGUGGUAAGCUUGCCUAUUUUGACAAUAAUGUGUGUGCUGGCAGAGCCAAUUAUCUGUGUCUUAUUUGAGCGCUAUGCAUUUGAUUCUGCAGCAAGCACCCUAGUUUCUUCUUUGUUUAUUCUUUAUGCUCUUGGCUCACCGUUCUACAUUGUCAGAGAGUUGCUUGUUGUGGUGUUUUAUGCCCUUGGAGAUGGAAAACGACCUUUUCUUGUCAGUGUGGGUGCUACUGCUUUAAAUGCCACCCUGGACUGGCUUUUCAUCUCCAAGUUCUAUUUUGGAGCUCAGGGACUGGCACUUUCAACAUCUUUCACAACUGCUUUGUCGGUAUUAGUUUUGUUCCAUCUCCUUCAGAAGAAACUAUCAGGUGUAAUUGAUUAUGCUGCAUUACUUUGUCCACUCUUGCUUCUGCUUCUCUGUUGCAUUUUAUCUGGCUUCACUACGACUGUCGCCUGCAAGAUGAUUUGCAAUGUGUUGUCUUCCGUCUUCACCAUAAGAUUCCAUAAAAUUCAAGAGCUUCUUGCCAUUUCUUUGGCUGGUACUAUUGGGAUGAUUACCUUCUUCUUUCCACUUGUGUUGCUUCAUUUGUCAGGAUUUCAAAUGGUGAGAGAUCUCGCUAGGAUACUGGGUAAAGGAUAAUAUUUUUAUGAAUUUGCUCAUUUCUCAUUUGCGGCAACGAUGGAUCUUGUAACUUAGCCUACUCACCAAAAACUGAAACUGGGUAGGAGAGUUUUCUUAAUCAUCAUCCAUGAUGUGGCCGGAUCUUUGGAACUUAGCCUACUCACCAGGGACUGAAAUUGCCAGAAGUAGGGUACAAGGUGGAAUUCUGAUGGCUAGAGUGAACCAAAGUGGAAUCAGCCCAUUCGCAGAUGAGACUAUGAAUGCUGAUUAGUUGACAGUCGUCAAACCCGUUCCAACCCAACUGGAAGUACUAAUGCAUUGUGAGAAGAAGCAGACAUGCUGAAAUGCUUAUACAGAUUAUGGAUUGAUUCCAAUUAGAUGUAAAAGAUCCAAUUCCAAGAUGGCAGCUGUUUGGUUAAUUGAUAGCAUCUUAGUUGUUGUACUUGAAGCCUGAGUUUCAAUUUCUCACUUGAUCUGUUGUGUCUUUUGAUUUUAGAGAUGAAAUUUCAUGUUUUGCUUUUCAGAAACAUAUCAUUGAAUAGAUGAGGCUCAACUGUGGUAAUUGUUAAGAUCUCUUGGUUAAAUUAUUA